This is a messenger RNA of Stomoxys calcitrans (stable fly), 881 nucleotides long. Its product is annotated as peritrophin-48. Gene Ontology annotation, molecular function: chitin binding. The transcript is spliced from 4 exons. Bases 69 to 866 code for a protein of 265 amino acids. Gene Ontology annotation, cellular component: extracellular region. The record is from RefSeq and is a predicted model, not a curated record. Lineage: Eukaryota; Metazoa; Arthropoda; Insecta; Diptera; Muscidae.
UCUUUGUGUUUGAGCCGUGAAAGAAAAAUAACAUAUAAACAGAAAACAAAACCCACCACUUAAAUACUAUGGGUUCUUAUACCCAUUUUGCCUGCGCCAUUGUUUUGGCCCUCACCAUUAGCUGCCAAGGCACAACUUCAGCUAAAUUGAAUAUGAACAAUGUAUGUGCCCUGGUAAAUAAUGGUGUCAAUGUAGGCUCAGCCGAAAAUUGUGACAUCUAUUACUCGUGUUUCAAUGGCAAAGCCACCCGCCAACAAUGCGCUCCCGGCACCUUCUACGAAAAGGAAAUUCAAAAAUGUGCACCCGAAGAUCAAGUCAAAUGUUUGGCUGCUAAUGCCCCCUGUGCAGGUGAUACUAUGGGUCUUUGGGUUCCUGUCAAGAACUCCUGCACCGAUUUUUAUUUCUGCAGUACCAAUGGGCCAAAACGUUUCACAUGCCUACUUGGUCAACAUUUCAAUCCCGUCAGCCGUUCAUGCGUACCCGCCGAUCAAUAUGAAUGCCAACAAACAGUGGCAACAACGGAGUCAGAAACUGGCGUUGAGGAAAGUAUUACUAUUCCCGUGAACACCUGCAUUCUUAUACAGAGUGGCAUCUUCUUUGCCGAUGCCGGUCUCUGUACUACCUAUAAUCAAUGUCAAAAUGGCAUUUUGAUUCCUGGUGUUUGCCCCACUGGUCUGGAAUACAAUGUUAUCACCUUGCAAUGUGAAAAUCCUGAUAAUGUCACCUGCAAUCAAGUAUCCAAUGAUCCCAACUUAGCACCCAGCAAUAGCACCACCUCGGGCAAUUCUACCACUACCGGCAAUAGUACCAGCAUUCAAAUACCUGGUACCAAAAUUAUUUUGAAGCCCACCAUCAAUGUAUAUUGAGAAUAGAUUCGUAAG